AUGACGGUUUCUUCAGCUGGCGUCGCUGGCCCCGGUCUCGCUGACGGCGGCGGCGCUUCUCCAGCCUCGCAGCAGAACGAAGUUUCGCCCUCGUCGAGCUCGCGGGCGCUGGCGGGCGCCUCGGCUUCUGCAUGCGCGCGAAAGCCUCCCGCGAGCGUCGUGGGGGCGUCAGGGACCGCCUCCGCUCUUCGACACAAAGGACAGAGCGUUGCUGGCGCAGGCGGGAAACCGACAGGAGCCUCGCCACUCUCCGAUGGAAAACGGGAGGGAAAGGGGAACGGUUUCGUGCCGUGCGUCGAAGUCCCGGAAUGUGUGCGCGAGGUGUGCCCGGAACUCUACAGAGAAUCCGCGGCUCUGGGCGAGUUGCAGCGUGAGAUGGACGAAUCCGUCGAGCAGUUGGUGACGAGUUUGCGAGACACCUGCUACCCCUGUCUGCAAACAAGUAGCCGCAUUGUUCUUCCAACACUUCUUUCGCGGCGCCGUCUCCGUGUCUUCAUCUACAACACGCACGAGAACCAACCGCCACCGUACUCCGCAUUCGACAUGCAUGCGCCGCAGCCUGACAGACUCGCUGCCGCGCUCUCUGCGGCGACGCUGGCGAAUGCGCAGUCCGCCGGCGGCGAAGUCGCAGGCGCCCCGGGCGAGCGCGUGGCGGCGCAUGCAGCGAGUGGCUUUCCGGGCGAAGAAGGGAAGAAAAACGCAUGCGUGGGCCCGGUCGAAACGUCCGACGUCCACACCCCGCCGCCCUCCUGGUGUCUGUACAUCAAAGCCGUUAGCAUGGAGAAACAAGACAAUGCGGGGAGCAACAGCGCCGGAGGUCCUGGCGCCAGUGUUUUCACCCCCCGAUUUUCCUCCUUCUUCUCGCGGGUGAUGAUUCUGACUCCCGAGGAGAGCGUCGUGUGGGACAGUCGAACGACGAGUUCUCUCGCAGCUUCGCUCUUUGAUGGGCUGUCCAUACAGCGCAAAGGCAGCCGGGAGAUGCCCCUGAAAAUUCUCUUCUUCAUCAACUACCGAACGCCCACAUUCCGGUUGAGCGACGCUCUGUCAACGCUGUGUGGCGGGAGGCAGCAGCUGUCUCUUUGCGGCAUUUUGCGCGCCGUCUGGGCCCACGUGAUGGCAAACAACUUGCUCGUGCCUGCGGAAGAGAAGGGUGAAAAGGCCAAGACAGAGAAAGACCCGAACCCCUCGAAAGCGGCUGCCGCCUCUGAGGGAAGUGCGACGAAGGCCGGAACAACCACCGUUGACCCCAGAGGCAUUCUCUACGCUCGCACAGACGCGGCGUUGCAAGCAGUUUUUGGAGCUCACGUCGAGCAGUUUUGCUUCGCUGACUUGCCGCGCCUGCUGCGGAGCCAGUUGCUGCCGCCGCGGCCCGUGUGCAUUUCGCAUCCGCUGAAACUUAGCGGGGACUGGAUCGACAACGAGCAGGCCUACGAUUUCACGCUCGAGUGUCUAGACACCGCAGGCGCGGGGUGGAGCGUCGGCGGGCCGGGCGCGCCGCAUGCGGGCUGUGGCAGCCUCUCUGCGCUCACCGCCACCUCCGCGCUCUGGUCGUGCGCCGUCGAGACGAUGCUUCAGAACAUGACGACGAGUUGCUGCGUCCUCGGCCUCGACCCUUGGCUGUCUAGCCAGCAUCAAGUGCUUCAGCAGCUGGCGACUCAGACGCAGCAUCUCCAGCUUGUCAGCGCGGCGAGUCAGGCGCCUGGGGCCGCGCAGGCGCCCGGUAGCGCCCAACGGCGAGGGAAAGGCGAACAGACGGAGGACGAGCAGCACUUGCUGCAAGACAUUCUUCGCAUGCAGCGGCAAAGCGACGACAUCGACGCGAAACUCAAGCAGGCGAUGGAAAAGCUCCAGCAACGCGUCAUGUACUUGAACCUCUACAAAGGCUUCGCGAAAGACCCGCUGGCGUUCCUGAACCAGCAGCUGUCGCCGACGCUGCCCGACAUCUCCGAGGCACUGCUGGACGAGGAUUUCGUCUACGACUACCACACUCGACAGCGCACAGCCGCGUAUUACACCUCGCCCUGGGUGCCGCGCGCCGUCCAGCGCUACCUGCAAAAGCGGAAUGUCCCCUACGAAGACCAAGUUUGCAAGGUGCUGUCUUCUUUCAACAUCCCGGAUCCGCGGAAAAGGCAACGCGAGAAUGCGGAAGGCGCCCCAGCGGCGCCAAGCAGCGGCGCCGGGUCUUCCGGUGCCGCGAGUCGCUCGGCGAAGCCUCGCGCGGGGACGAACCCAGCGACUGGAGGCGCGAGCAGCAGCCAGCGGCCUCGACCGGCGGGCGCGAGUCGCCAUGUGAAGAAGAAGGAGGAGGCGCCUGCGCCGACGCAGAACAGCGCCUCUCCUCUCGCGUUCAGUUCCGGCGCUUCGGCUCCGCAGACGAACUUCGCCCCCGGCGCGGCGGCUUCCGGAGGCGCCGCUGGCGCCUCAUUCGACGCCUCGCAGAUCCCCAACCCGGUCGGGCCGAGUGGAGUCGACCACCCGCCUCUCGGAGUCUCCGGCGAUCCCGGAGCGCCUGGCGGGUCUGGCUUCGCGCCCCACGGCGGGAUGAAGACGCCGGCGCCUGGAGCGCACUUCGGGCCCAGUCCCUCGUUCUCGCCCGUAGAUCCCUCUGUCGCAAUGAUGGGCGUCGCGGCUGGAGGCCCCCGGCCCGCGGGGCCGUACCAGGCAGUCGGGCGGAUGGAGCCUGGAAGGCGAUCGCCCAUGAUGGCCGCGCCGGGCGUUUACGCGCCGCCGGUUGGGAUGCCGAUGCACCAGAUGAUGGCGCCUCACGGGCUCAUGGCAGGUCAGGGGGGGAUGGGGACCUCUUGGCCCGCCGGGGCCCAGGCUCAGGGCUUGCCGGCGCACCUGGGGCCGGGGCAGUUCUGGAGCGGAGGCCCCGGCAUGCAUCCUGGAGCACCUGGAGCCGGGAUGAGGCAAGGCGGGCACAUGGGCUGA
Molecule: messenger RNA, 2931 nt
Organism: Neospora caninum
Lineage: Eukaryota; Apicomplexa; Conoidasida; Eucoccidiorida; Sarcocystidae
Product: RSC6/BAF60A ortholog with a SWIB domain, related
Exons: 10
Coding region: 1-2931 (976 amino acids)
Source: RefSeq, a predicted model, not a curated record